Molecule: messenger RNA, 1323 nt
Organism: Recurvomyces mirabilis
Lineage: Eukaryota; Fungi; Ascomycota; Dothideomycetes; Mycosphaerellales; Teratosphaeriaceae
Gene: XDJ1
Product: DnaJ-like protein xdj1
Exons: 2
Coding region: 1-1323 (440 amino acids)
Biological process (GO): protein refolding; response to heat
Cellular component (GO): cytosol; cytoplasm; nucleus
Molecular function (GO): ATP binding; Hsp70 protein binding
Source: RefSeq, a predicted model, not a curated record
AUGGCUUCGGCAGAUGAUAUAGAUCUAUAUGAGCUCCUCAACCUUACGAAAGGCGCCAGUAAAUCAGAAGUCAAGAAGGCCUACCACAAAGCUGCCCUCACAUCCCACCCCGACAAAGUACCCGAAGACGAACGUGAAGAAGCCGACAUAAAGUUCAAAGCCAUAUCACAAGCCUACGAGAUCCUCAGCGACGACGACAAACGAGCAGCGUAUGAUCAGUAUGGCAUGGCUGCAUUUGAGCAAGGUGGUGCUGGUGGAGGGUUCGGCCAGGGACCAGAUCUAGACGAUAUACUUGCACAGAUGUUUGGUGGCGGUGCGGGUGGUAUGGGCGGUAUGCCUGGGAUGGGCGGCAUGGGCGGAAUGGGUGGCGCAGGGGGUGGACGGAGACAAGGUGGGAAGGGAAAGAAUGAGGUACAGCAGUAUGAGGUGUCGCUGGAAGAGCUUUACAAGGGCAAGACCACCCGCUUUGCAUCAACGAAGAAAGUGGUGUGUGAGCACUGCCAUGGGAGCGGAGGCAAGGAAAAGGCCAAGGCGAAGCCAUGCGACAGCUGCAAAGGACGAGGACAAACGACGAGAAUACGACCAGUUGGGCCAGGCUUGGUCACACAAGAGACUGUACCCUGCUCAACGUGCAGCGGCCGAGGCAGCUUCUUCGCUGAUAAGGAUAAGUGUAAGAAGUGCAAGGGCGUGCGGACUGUGAGCGCGAAGAAGAUCUUGGAGCUGUACAUUCCCCGAGGCAGCAGGGAAGGCGACAAAAUUGUGCUUGCCGGCGAGGCAGAUCAGGACCCCGACGAUGACUCGCCUGGCGAUAUCAUCUUCGAGUUAGUUGAGGAGCAGCACAAGACUUUCCACCGGGCAGGCGCAGAUCUACAAGCAGAGCUCGAUAUCUCAUUAUCGGAAGCACUGACUGGGUUCAAUCGGAUUGUCCUGACACAUCUAGACGGCAGAGGCAUCAGGUUACAUAUUGAGCAGCCUGAUGGUAGGGUCUUGCGACCAGAUCAGAUCCUCAAGAUCCGUGGAGAAGGCAUGCCAAUCAAGCGAUCCGAUGCGAAGGGUGACUUGUUCCUGACGGUCAACGUUGAGUUCCCGGAAGACGGUUGGUUGAAGAGUCAAGCAGCGGUCGACAAGGUCAAGGCUGCGUUACCUACGGUAGAGCCUGUCUCGUUCGGUGUUGGCGAGACGCCAGAGAUCGUGGACGAGGUCGACUUCGAGGAGGUGGAGAACCUGGAGGAGUUUGGUGCCGGUUCAGAUGACCCACGGGCUGGUGGUGACUGGGAGGACGACGAAGAGGGGGCACAAGGAGCGCAGUGCGCGCAGCAGUGA